AACUUAGAUUCUAUUCGAUGCCCUCUCAUCCAUAAAACUACGACUUAGAUUUAGAUAAGGUGAUAAGGAUACGUGGCAAAAACCCAACUCCUCCUGCCCCCUUCUAAGAACAAAUUACAUUUCUCUGCCAAGCAAUUCGUUCUCUUCCACACACAAAUCAUGGCCUCACCACUCCUAACCCCCACAAACAAGCCCCAAACCCUCACCACAAUCAAAACCAAACCCACCACUCUCACCACCACUUCCGCCAUUCCUCCGCCGCAGCAACAACAACCACAACCUCUACGCCGCCACUUCUUGUCCCUAACAGCCUUUAUUCUGACUCCCAAAUGGCUCUUCCCAGUGAAUCCAGCAUUUGCUUCCUCUGAUGAAGAGUAUGUCAAAGAGACUGAGCAAGUCAUCAGCAAAGUCAGAACCACCAUCACCAUGGACAAGAAUGAUCCCGAUGUGCCGUCUGCGGUGGCUGAGUUAAGAGAGACGUCAAACACUUGGGUUGCCAAGUAUAGAAGAGAGAAGGCCUUGUUGGGCCGGGCUUCUUUUCGGGAUAUGUACUCGGCCCUUAAUGCUGUAUCGGGCCAUUACAUUAGUUUUGGGCCCACUGCGCCCAUUCCUGCGAAACGCAAGGCAAGGAUUUUGGAAGAGGUGGACACCGCUGAGAAAGCGUUACAGCGAGGCAGAUAAGGCUGUGUGAUAAUUUUAGAUUUGAAAUUACUUUUGAUUUCGAUAUUAUUAACUAUUCGAAUUUUUAUUUUAUUUUAAGAAUUUGAGGCUACAAAAUCAUAUUCA
Molecule: messenger RNA, 786 nt
Organism: Tripterygium wilfordii
Lineage: Eukaryota; Viridiplantae; Streptophyta; Magnoliopsida; Celastrales; Celastraceae
Product: photosystem II repair protein PSB27-H1, chloroplastic-like
Exons: 1
Coding region: 160-681 (173 amino acids)
Biological process (GO): photosystem II repair; photosystem II assembly
Cellular component (GO): chloroplast thylakoid lumen; photosystem II
Source: RefSeq, a predicted model, not a curated record